AUGUCUAACAUCCUCUCUGUGUUCAACCCGCCGCCCGCACGCCCGCUCUCCGACGAAGAGGUCGGAACCGGUUGCUUCCCCUGCACCGCCAUGCAGGCGCUUACUGCGCUUGCGGGAGGAGCCUACUUGGCGUCGGGGUACGUGUUCAAGGACCUAGACACCGGUAAGAUUGACCUCAAAAAGAACCCUAUGUGGUGGCAGCGCAGCGUGCGUGGAAUGGGCACGGUAGUGGUGGGGUUUGGCGUCUUUCGGGGCGCAGAGGCCAUCCAGAUGUUGGCAGAAGGGCUUGAGUGA
This is a messenger RNA of Suhomyces tanzawaensis NRRL Y-17324, 294 nucleotides long. RefSeq lists its product as uncharacterized. The record is from RefSeq and is a predicted model, not a curated record. Lineage: Eukaryota; Fungi; Ascomycota; Pichiomycetes; Serinales; Debaryomycetaceae. Bases 1 to 294 code for a protein of 97 amino acids. The transcript has a single exon.